This is a messenger RNA of Raphanus sativus (radish), 3814 nucleotides long. Its product is annotated as cellulose synthase A catalytic subunit 5 [UDP-forming]. Gene Ontology annotation, cellular component: plasma membrane; trans-Golgi network. Gene Ontology annotation, molecular function: cellulose synthase (UDP-forming) activity. Gene Ontology annotation, biological process: plant-type primary cell wall biogenesis; cellulose biosynthetic process. The coding region runs from base 386 to 3595 and encodes 1069 amino acids. The record is from RefSeq and is a predicted model, not a curated record. The transcript is spliced from 11 exons. NCBI's taxonomy places the organism in Eukaryota, Viridiplantae, Streptophyta, Magnoliopsida, Brassicales, Brassicaceae.
UUAGCCCCACUCUUUAAUUACCCUGCUUCUGCUGCUGCUCUGCUUUCACUCUCUCUCUUGAAUCUCUUCUUUGCCUUUUCUAUUUAUUGUGAACCUGUGUGUGCUUACAUUUGGAAUAACCAGGAAAACCUUGUUUCAAUCAAAACACACACCUUCUUCACACGGCUUCCCCUCCCCUCCCCUCCCCAAUCCCAUUUUCUUUCCUUUUUUAAACCUUUUUCUUCAUUUGCUUCUAAUUAUAAACUCUCUGAGAGAUUCCUCUUUGAAACUGCUUACUUGCAUGGGAGUUGAAACGACUGGAUCUCUCUCGAGUUAGACCCCGGUUGCAGAAACUCCGAAGCUACCUCUCUGUUAUCUUUAGACUGCCCCAUUGUAUUAGGGGAUUAUGAAUACUGGUGGUCGGCUCAUAGCCGGUUCUCACAAUAGGAACGAGUUCGUGCUAAUCAAUGCAGACGAGAGUGCCAGAAUACGUUCAGUGGAAGAACUAAGCGGACAGUCAUGCCAAAUCUGUGGAGAUGAGAUAGAGCUCUCAGACGAUGGAGAGUCUUUCGUGGCGUGUAACGAGUGUGCUUUCCCUGUCUGUAGAACUUGCUACGAGUACGAGAGACGCGAGGGCAACCAGUCUUGUCCCCAAUGCAAAACCCGUUACAAACGCAUCAAAGGGAGUCCAAGGGUUGAAGGAGAUGAAGAGGAUGAUGGAAUCGAUGAUCUUGACUUCGAGUUCGAUUACAAAAGCGGGCUUGGAUCAGAACAUGUCUCCGACGGUUUCUCUCGCCGCAACUCGGAGUUUGAUUUGGCUUCUGCUGCACAUAGCUCUCAGAUUCCAUUGUUAACUUAUGGAGAUGAGGACGUUGAGAUAUCUUCAGAUAGACAUGCUCUUAUUGUCUCUCCAUCACCUUCCCAAGUCAAUAGGUUUCAUCAACAACAACCUCCUUAUACCGACACAGCAGCAGCACAUCCAAGACCAAUGGUACCUCAAAAAGACCUCGCCGUCUACGGAUACGGAAGCGUCGCCUGGAAGGAUCGCAUGGAUGAAUGGAAGAAGAAGCAAACAGAGAAAUUCGAGAUGGUUAAACACGACGGAGACAAUUCCAGCUUUGAGUCUGAUAAUGCUGAGAUUCCCAUGAUGGAUGAAGGAAGGCAGCCACUGUCAAGGAAAGUACCUAUAAAAUCAAGCAAGAUCAACCCUUACAGGAUGCUCAUCAUCCUCCGUCUCGCCAUCCUCGGUCUCUUCUUCCACUACCGUAUCCUCCACCCCGUCAGAGACGCUUACGCCCUAUGGCUAGCCUCAGUAAUAUGCGAGAUAUGGUUCGCUGUUUCUUGGGUUCUUGACCAGUUCCCCAAGUGGUAUCCCAUAGAGAGAGAAACCUACCUGGACCGUCUCUCUUUGAGAUACGAGAGAGAAGGGAAACCCUCCGAGCUAGCCGGUGUCGACGUGUUCGUGUCCACGGUGGAUCCUUUAAAAGAGCCUCCGCUCAUCACUGCCAACACUGUUCUGUCUAUCCUCGCGGUUGAUUACCCUGUGGAUAGAGUGGCUUGCUACGUAUCCGACGAUGGUGCUGCCAUGCUUACUUUUGAGGCGUUAUCGGAGACGGCGGAGUUUGCGAGGAAGUGGGUACCGUUCUGUAAGAAGUAUAGCAUAGAGCCUCGGGCUCCUGAGUGGUACUUUUGUCAUAAGAUGGAUUAUUUGAAGAAUAAAGUUCAUCCUGCGUUUGUUAGGGAACGGAGAGCCAUGAAGAGAGAUUAUGAGGAGUUUAAGGUUAAGAUCAAUGCUUUGGUUGCGACUGCACAGAAGGUGCCUGAAGAAGGUUGGACUAUGCAAGAUGGUACUCCUUGGCCUGGUAAUAACGUUCGUGAUCAUCCUGGUAUGAUUCAGGUAUUCCUUGGAAACAACGGUGUACUAGAUGUAGAGAACCACGAGCUGCCUAGGCUGGUUUACGUUUCUCGUGAGAAGAGACCUGGAUUUGACCAUCACAAGAAGGCUGGAGCCAUGAACUCCUUGAUACGAGUCUCGGCGGUUCUUUCAAACGCUCCUUACCUUCUAAACGUGGAUUGUGAUCACUACAUCAACAACAGCAAAGCGCUUAGAGAAGCAAUGUGUUUCAUGAUGGAUCCUCAGUCCGGGAAAAAAAUCUGUUACGUUCAGUUCCCUCAAAGAUUCGAUGGGAUCGAUAAAAACGAUAGAUACUCUAACCGCAACGUUGUUUUCUUCGAUAUUAAUAUGAAAGGUUUGGAUGGAUUGCAAGGGCCGAUAUACGUUGGAACAGGAUGUGUUUUCAGGAGACAAGCGCUUUACGGAUACGAUGCGCCUAAAAAGAAGAAGGCUCCGCGCAUGACUUGUAACUGCUGGCCUAAGUGGUGUUUCUCUUGUUGUGGUGGGAGAAAGAACCGUAAGACGAAGACGGCAGAUAAGAAGACAAAGAAGAACAGGGAAGCCUCAAAGCAGAUACACGCGCUAGAAAACAUCGAAGAGGCAGUGAAAUCACCAGAGGCGGCGCAGCUGAAGCUGGAGAAGAAGUUUGGACAGUCACCCGUCUUUAUAGCGUCUGCUGGUAUGGAGAAUGGUGGGCUUGCUAGCGAGGCUAGUCCAGCUUCUCUCCUCAGAGAAGCAAUCCAAGUCAUUAGCUGUGGAUACGAAGACAAAACCGAAUGGGGAAAAGAGAUUGGGUGGAUCUACGGUUCUGUCACCGAAGAUAUCCUCACGGGAUUCAAGAUGCAUUCUCAUGGCUGGAGAUCAGUCUACUGCACACCCAAGAUACCUGCUUUCAAAGGAUCGGCUCCCAUUAAUCUCUCUGACAGGCUUCAUCAAGUGCUUCGUUGGGCGCUUGGUUCCGUUGAGAUAUUCAUGAGCAGGCAUUGCCCUAUUUGGUAUGGUUAUGGAGGUGGUUUGAAAGGGCUUGAGAGGCUGUCUUACAUCAACUCCGUGGUGUAUCCGUGGACCUCUAUACCACUUCUCGUCUACUGCUCUCUUCCAGCUAUCUGUCUCCUCACCGGGAAGUUCAUCGUCCCUGAGAUUAGUAACUACGCAAGUAUCCUCUUCAUGGCUCUUUUCGCGUCGAUAGCUGUAACAGGGAUCCUAGAGAUGCAAUGGAGUAAGGUAGGGAUCCAUGACUGGUGGAGAAACGAGCAGUUUUGGGUGAUAGGAGGCGUAUCAGCUCACCUCUUCGCUCUCUUCCAAGGUCUCCUCAAGGUUUUAGCCGGAGUCGAAACAAACUUCACCGUCACGUCAAAGGCGGCGGACGACGGGGAGUUCUCGGAGCUCUACCUCUUCAAAUGGACGUCUCUCUUGAUCCCUCCGACCACGCUGUUCAUCAUCAACGUGAUCGGAGUCGUCGUGGGAAUCUCUGACGCGAUCAGCAACGGGUAUGACUCGUGGGGACCGUUGUUCGGGAGACUGUUCUUUGCUCUUUGGGUGAUUCUGCAUCUUUAUCCUUUCUUGAAAGGGUUGCUUGGGAAGCAAGACAGGAUGCCUACCAUUAUUCUUGUCUGGUCGAUUCUUCUGUCGUCUAUCUUGACGCUUCUUUGGGUCAGAGUCAAUCCGUUUGUGGCCAAAGGUGGUCCGGUGCUAGAGAUAUGCGGUUUGGACUGUCUUUGAUUGAUUACAUAUUAAAAAAAAAAGGUUUUAAAUUUCCACAGAGGUUUAAGUAGAGAGGAGAGUCUCGCAGAUUUGUGUUAAUGUGUUGUAUUAUUUAUUGGGGAGAAGAAGAAAAUGGAUUUAGAUAUGUAAUGCUUUUUUUUUCUUCUGAAAGGUGUUGUAUUGUAGAUACAAAGAUGUUCUUUCUAUUUGUUCUUGUUAUAUAUAUAUGUUUUUUUU